AUGUCCUAAAGGAAGAAAAAAAUAGAAGCAACACCUACAAGAGUUGCUUUGGUUUGUUUGAAGACAACAUAGAAUAAUAUCUAAAUCAAUAAUCAGUCCUUAUUAAAGAUUUUCUCCUAAUAUGGCUCUAUAUCAAAAGUAUUCCAAAUAGUGAUAUAUAAUAUAAUAGAUUUUAAUAUUUGAAAGAGGAUAGCUUUAAACAAAAGUAUUUAUUGAAUAUGAUGAAGUUGAUUCUGCUAUUGAUGCAAUCAAGUAAGUAUUCAAUUUUUUAUAAUAGAUCUAUGAACAACACAAAAAUCUUAAAUUAAAUUUCAUGCAAUGUUUAUCAUUCUAGAUUGAAAUAACUAAAACUUGAUACUGUUCCUUAUACUAAAGGUCUAGACUUUACUAACCCUCCUUCUAAUACUGCUGAUUAAAUGGAAUCAAAUGAGGAAUAACAAGAAAUAGUUAAAAUCAAUUAAUGGGAAGACUUUUAAUUUGAUAACAAUUCAACAGAUGAAGUUUCUGAUGAAGAGGAACCUUAAUUUUCAGAAGAGAAAAUGAGUGAUAUUAUUACAAAACUCAAUUAAAUAGAUGAUGAAAUUAAUAAAACAAUUGAAACUAAAAUUGUUACAGCUUUAGAUAAAUUACAAUAAAAUACUAUGUGCAUUCAAGUAUUGAUCACAUAUGAUAUAUUAAAUGAUAUGAAUUUUGUUAUCAAAUUAUUUUGUUUCUUUGGAUAAAUUGUAAAAAUUAAUUUAUUAUUUAGAAAUAUUUAAAAUAAAGUUAAAUUUAUAUCUAUAUCAAAUAUGGAUCUAAUCAAUAAUGCUAAAAAGCAUUUUAAUUGCUAAAAGAUUAUUUAGAAAUUAAAAUUUAAUAUAAUUUUGAAAAUGUAAAUGGUAAAUUAAUUCAACCUGAUAAUAUUAUAAAUUAAAACUCAUUAGAUGCCAUUGAAGAUUAAUCAGCUAUAUAAGAACUUUUUUAGUCAUAUAAAAUUAUUAAAUAGUAGAACAAUAGUUUAAUAUAGAUCAAAUAAUGA
Paramecium pentaurelia is the source of this 1018-nucleotide messenger RNA. The record is from the annotation of a GenBank genome assembly. Lineage: Eukaryota; Ciliophora; Oligohymenophorea; Peniculida; Parameciidae.